Molecule: messenger RNA, 717 nt
Organism: Aspergillus tanneri
Lineage: Eukaryota; Fungi; Ascomycota; Eurotiomycetes; Eurotiales; Aspergillaceae
Exons: 1
Coding region: 1-717 (238 amino acids)
Source: RefSeq, a predicted model, not a curated record
AUGUCUGCCGUAGUCGAAGUACGCUUCCAGGAGCUCUUCCAGGAUCUCGAAUCCCGCUUCCGCGCCUCCUCACUUCCCACCGACAAAUGGAUCAUCCUGGCUAUCGCUACGAUCGUCACCGGUCCAGACCCGGAACGCGCCGACCAGCUAUACCUCUACCUGAUUAACCAGGGGGCGUAUCACAGCACACCCGCACGCCAGACACUCAUCCGCCGACUUCGCGAAGCACUCUUCAAAUCCAUCAUCAUCGUGGGGGUGUGCAAACCCAUCGAGGCGAUCCUGGCCAUCAGCAAGCUUGAACGCGACGAAGACAAAGACUACAGCUUCACACGACAGGACUGGCAAUGUGACGAUGCCAACCACGAGCGGGGCACUGCGUGGUUGCAGAAGCUCUACGCGCGCAACACCACCGGUACAUUGGAUCUGUUCGCAGCGCAUCGUGAUUUCGCCUGGUUGUCGACCGAGAUCACGUACGGGUUGUUUUUGUCGGAUCGGCAGGCUCUAGAUGAUCUGGAUACGCAGAUGGUAGUGUUACCGGCUAUUAUGAGCCAAAAUCUCAAGGUCGAGACCCAUUGGCAUAUUCGGGGGACGCGACGGUUGGGCGUCUCCAAGGAGGAUGUCCAGGUGGUUUGGGAUUGUAUACAGCUGGUAGCGGGGUUCUUUGAUGUCAAGUUGGAUAAAGUGCCUUCAGUGGAAGAGGUGGAGCACGACGUUUAA